AUGCAUCAAAGCUCUGUUCUUAGAAGUUCAGUUGAAGAUGCUUUUAUUUGUCUUAUAAUUCACAGGGAGAAUGAUGAAUCAGUGAAAGAAGAAAAAUCUGAUUUAAAAGAAAAGUCGACGGGAAAUAAGAAGGCCAAUCGAUUUCAUCCCUAUUCAAAAGAUAAGAAUUCGGGUACUGGAGAAAAGAAAGGUCCAAAUCGGAACCGAGUGUUUAUUAGCAACAUCCCCUAUGACAUGAAAUGGCAGGCUAUUAAAGACCUGAUGAGAGAAAAAGUUGGUGAGGUUACAUACGUGGAGCUCUUUAAGGAUGCGGAAGGAAAAUCAAGGGGUUGUGGUGUGGUUGAAUUCAAAGAUGAAGAAUUUGUAAAGAAAGCACUAGAAACUAUGAACAAAUAUGACCUUAGUGGAAGACCUCUGAAUAUUAAAGAGGAUCCUGAUGGAGAAAAUGCUCGCCGGGCACUGCAGCGAACAGGAACAUCAUUUCAAGGAUCACAUACCUCUGAUGUGGGAUCUGGGUUGGUGAAUUUGCCACCUUCCAUUCUCAAUAAUCCAAACAUUCCUCCUGAGGUUAUCAGCAAUUUGCAGGCUGGUAGACUUGGUUCCACAAUUUUUGUUGCUAAUCUUGACUUCAAAGUUGGUUGGAAGAAGCUAAAAGAAGUGUUCAGCAUAGCUGGAACUGUAAAGCGGGCAGAUAUUAAAGAAGACAAGGAUGGCAAGAGCAGAGGCAUGGGCACUGUCACGUUUGAGCAAGCAAUUGAAGCAGUUCAAGCCAUUUCCAUGUUCAAUGGGCAGUUUUUAUUUGAUAGACCUAUGCAUGUGAAAAUGGAUGACAAAUCUGUCCCUCACGAAGACUACCGUUCACAUGAUAGUAAGACAUCACAGUUACCACGUGGUCUUGGAGGCAUUGGAAUGGGACUUGGUCCAGGUGGACAACCUAUUAGUGCCAGCCAGUUGAACAUAAGUGGUGUAAUGGGAAAUUUGGGUCCAAGUGGUAUGGGAAUGGAUGGUCCGGGUUUUGGAGGAAUGAAUAGAAUUGGAGGAGGAGUUGGGUUUGGUGGUCUGGAAGCAAUGAAUAGCAUGGCAGGAUUUGGUGGAGUUGGCCGAAUGGGAGAGCUAUACCGUGGUGCAAUGACUAGUAGCAUGGAGCGAGAUUUCGGACGUGGUGAUAUUGGAAUAAAUCGAGGCUUUGGCGAUUCCUUUGGUAGACUUGGCAGUGCAAUGAUUGGAGGGUUUGCAGGAAGAAUAGGAGCUUCUAACAUGGGUCCAGUAGGAACUGGCAUAAGUGGCAGUAUGGGUGGCAUGAGCAGUGUGACUGGAGGCAUGGGGAUGGGACUGGACCGCAUGAGCUCCAGCUUUGACAGGAUGGGGCCGGGAAUUGGAGCAAUACUGGAAAGGAGCAUCGACGUAGAUCGAGGUUUUUUAUCGGGUCCCAUGGGAAGCGGAAUGAGAGACAGAUUAGGCUCCAAAGGCAACCAGAUAUUUGUUAGAAAUCUGCCUUUUGACUUGACUUGGCAGAAACUAAAAGAGAAAUUCAGCCAGUGUGGUCAUGUAAUGUUUGCAGAAAUAAAGAUGGAGAAUGGCAAGUCAAAAGGCUGUGGGACAGUUAGGUUUGAAUCCCCAGAGUCAGCUGAAAAGGCCUGCAGAAUAAUGAACGGCAUCAAAAUCAGUGGCAGGGAAAUCGAUGUUCGCUUGGAUCGUAAUGCGUAAUUUCAAGCAUGGUUGAAACAUUCCUUCAUCUGUUUAUUGAAUCUCUUAGUACAAGUCAUUUUUUAGUAAUGUUGUAUGCUUACAAAUGCUGUAAAAAUGAACUUUUAAAACUCCCACCAGCUUUUAACAGUAUAAUGUUGAAAAAUAUACUGUGAUUUUCGUUA
Messenger RNA from Myodes glareolus (Bank vole), 1871 nucleotides. Lineage: Eukaryota; Metazoa; Chordata; Mammalia; Rodentia; Cricetidae. The record is from RefSeq and is a predicted model, not a curated record.